Messenger RNA from Coccinella septempunctata (seven-spotted ladybird), 8350 nucleotides. Its product is annotated as C3 and PZP-like alpha-2-macroglobulin domain-containing protein 8. Gene Ontology annotation, cellular component: extracellular region. The transcript is spliced from 24 exons. The record is from RefSeq and is a predicted model, not a curated record. NCBI's taxonomy places the organism in Eukaryota, Metazoa, Arthropoda, Insecta, Coleoptera, Coccinellidae. The coding region runs from base 396 to 5594 and encodes 1732 amino acids. Gene Ontology annotation, molecular function: endopeptidase inhibitor activity.
CAAACUCUGAAUGAAUAAGGGCACACAUAUAAAGGACCACCGGAUUUUAUCUGCUUGAUGUCCUGCACUCUCAUACGAUCCGCGCAGUCUCCCUGUCACCCUGGUCCAUAUACAGCGUCUUGACGCUCGGCGUCGUUCAGUCAUCGACGACUAGCGCGAGUGGAAACUAACAUUGAAGCGAUUUAACGGGUUUCGUGGUCGGGUGUCAAGGACGAUUUCUGUGACGAAAUAUAUUCGGUACAUACGGCGAAGAGGAGGAGGAAUUGGUGAUUUCGUUUUGGUAUAGUUCAUGAUGAAAACUUAAAAAAUGGAUUUAUCAUUUAAUCCCGGCCGAAUAAGAAAAAAAUACGGUCUUCUUGAAAAUGGUUCAGUGUUGAUAGACUGACUGCCUGAAAAUGAAGCUCACAGCUUUCUUUACUGCCCUCCUUGCUAUAGUAAUGGCACUUGAUGAAUCAGUUUGGGCAGAGGACUGUACAACAGGUUUUUCGGUGGUGGCCCCCGAGCUAGCUGCACCCGGAAAGACUACCGCUGUCUUGGUCACCCUACACGGUCCUGCUAGUCUACAGCCGCUGAACGUCACGCUCAAGCUGAUCCCGGAUCCCUUGGAGAAUGAGGAGAGUCGAAUAACCGAAACUACGAUAGAGAUAAGAGGCCAUGGCAUCCUGCCACUGGAAGUUCCUUCCGAUGCUACAGGAAACUAUAUUCUAAAAACUAUGGUGAACUGCUCCUCCCAAUUGAACGAGGAAUGCUCAUUGCAGAGUUCAUUGCAGAUGAGACUGGUUGGUCCUGUGAGGGACGUCAUUGUUAAGCCGGCAAAGCACGCAUACAAACCUGGCGAGACCGUUUCUUUCUGGGUCCUGGCAUUGGAUCACGACUUGCAACUAGCCUCUGGUGUCAUCGGGACGGUUAGCGUCAAGGAUCCUGUUGGUACUAAAGUCGCGGUAUGGGAUCAAGUUUCUCUCGAUGAAGGUGUGAAGUCGUUCUCCUUUCCGCUAUCAGAGUAUAUCCGAUCAGGAAGAUGGCUUCUGCAAGUCGAAAUAGAGUCUACAGAAUUCUUGACGCCUAUUGACGUUGCACAGAGUGCAGGAAAUGGUCUGCCCGACGUGUCAGCAGCUGAAGAGCAUUACGUUGAGUUGAGAUUCGGAAGAGAGAUGAGGAGAAUGUACAAACCAGGUCUUCCAUUCACAGGAAAGGUAGAAGCCAUGAGUACUGAAAAGUCUGUCAGGGUACGCGUCAAGGUAUACGACAACACUACCUCUAUAUACAGCCAAGACAUUGAAAUCUCAAACGGCGAAGGAAGAUUCAUCGUUCCAGCAAUCCUGGCGGACAGCGACGUCAUUACGCUUCAGGCUGAGUUGGUAUCUGUAGAGAGCAAGGAAAUCGAGAGUCACUACGUGCUAGCCAGAGAACCGAUAAGAAAAUGGAACUCGACGUCUGAUUGUUAUCUGCUGAUAGAAGGGGUGGAGAACAGCCUACUGCCGGAAGAGGACGCUCAUGUGGCUAUAUUGUCUACAUGUCCCUGCGAACGAGAUUUACAUUACGUGAUAACUACCGAUGGUCAGGUAACAGAUUGGGCGCAGAGAAGAUACGAAGAUCCAGUUCCACCAUCUGCGUCACCUCCAUCAGGAGCUGUUUGUAAACUGAAUUUUAGCUUCAAUGUACGAUCGGUCAUGGCACCAGUGAGCCAACUUCUGGUCUAUUAUGUAACACCACAAGGAGAACCUGUCAGCGACGUCAUCAGUUUUGACGUUAAACUGCUCCAUAAGCAGGUUUAUGUCAACAUGGAAGAACGCGAGUGGUGGCUACCUAAUCAGCCUGUGGACCUUGAAAUUGUGGCGGAACCAUCAUCUCUAGUUUGCCUGCUGGGGGGAAGUUCAGAAAUGGUCGGCGACAUUAGAUUUGAUCCUAGUAAAAGUGAGGAUUACGAACACAAUUCCGAAUCAGGUGAAAUAGAUUUCUUGGAAGCAGGAGUAUCAUUUUUUCAAAGACAGUGCAUCAAAAGAGGCGAUUCUGGAUUGUCUGCUGUUUCCUACCGUCAAAGAGGAUCCGGAGCCGGACCUGCCAACCGUCGUAGGCCGCCAGAAAGUCUCGUUGGAGGUACUGCUUACGACCAACUCUGGCUGUGGAAGUGCGUGAAUUACACAUCCCGAAUAUCUUCAACUGGUUUGAGUAUCUCUGCACCUCAAGAGGCUGGUAAAUGGUCUUUAUGGGCUCUUUCGGUUUCUUCUGGAACUGGUCUUCGUUUCUCUGCUCCAGUACAAUUAAAAGUCUACCGUCCUCUACAAGCGGAGUUCAGGCUUCCUAAAAGCCUGAGAGUUCGAGAAUCUUUGGAGGUGGAUAUCAAAAUAGAGAACAACAUCAAUUCCUGCAUGGAUGUCACAGCGCUACUCGCUCUUAGUGAGGGGGCUCAAUUUUUGAGCAAUGGAUUACUAUAUGUCACCGAACGUUUGAGAUUGGGUCCUCGAGGAGCGACAUCUUUGGUAGUUCGUCUUCUCGUCACAACCCCUGGACUUAAGAAAAUGACUGUCGAGAUCAACGGCUACACGAGUUCCUCAUGCGAAGGUUCUGCAAGAUCUGUGAAUACUACAAUCACUGGCGCGGUAAUUAGAUCAGCUACUGUCAACGUUCAUCCAGAAGGAUUAGUUCAAACUGACACUGAGAGUGCUUACUUUUGUGCAAAUGAAAAUCUGCUAAUUUCUACCGCUGAUAAAUAUCAUUAUGAAUGGAUGACUGCUCCGAGAAAUAGACAAGGGGUUGUAAUAGAGUUGAGAAUUGGAAAUUCACCAUCCAGAAGAGUAGGACCUGUUCAUAUUGCCCUUAGUGAUGGCCAGGAAAUCUCUGACAGAAUGUAUAGAAUAGCACUCGGUGAUGCAGAUAACAAAUUAUCCUGGAUUGGACGUGGAAAACACGGUUAUGCAGUACAACUCAAUAGCACUGAUACUCCAGAAAUUCUGUCCGAAGAAGAAUGGAGAACUUUUUGGAUAACAUGGGAAAAUGAUGUCAUCUUAUUUGGGAAAGGAUCUGUCCUGAAAAACAAUACUUUGCUCACAUGGAAAAUGGAUAAAAAAAUUAGAGUUCAACAACUCGGAUUCGCGUCUUCUUGGCUGAAUUUGGCCGAAUUCAGAAUUUGGAACUUCAACGAAGAAGCCGGAUUUUCUCAAGUUCUCCAUCUUGACACACCGAAGUCUUUAGUUCCUGGAACCGAAUGGGGUCAACUAACAGUUACGGGAGGUCUGUCGCUGCCGACUCCUAGUAAAAAGCCAGACAGUAGCAGUUUGACAUCUGCCUUGGCUUCUCUCUCAUCCUUGAUGUCAUUGCAACAUCUCGGAAGCAGUGCCAAUGAAACGAUGAAGAAGAGAGCGUUUGUUGACUUGUCAAAAAACAUACAAACCAUACUCUCAUACAAGAAGGAGGACAACUCCUUCAGCGAGCAUCCGAUGCUAGGAAGCCAUAAAGUAACCAUUUCCAUCCUGGAAGCGAUAACGAAGAUUCAGGCGCAUAUUGGUGUUGAUCCAGACCUUAUCCAGGGUGUCAAGAGAUGGGUGCAGUUGAGGCAGGAAGAUGAUGGCAGGUUUUCACCCUUACCGGCAGACAUAAAACUUGGACUAGGACAAGAGCGGUCGGCUGCGAGGAGAAACUUGACUGAUGAUGCGGCAUUUUUCGAGCACGUUACGGAGAUGACUGCAGAAACGGUCAUUGUUUUAUAUGAUAUAGGUAUAGAAACUGAAACUGACUCGGAAACUAUCCAAAAAGCAAAGAUCUAUCUGGAAAACAGUCUGCCAAAUAUAGAAAGUCCAGAGGCUAUAGCAGCAGUGGCGCUUGCCUUGAUCCUAGUCAAAAGUGCAACUAGUGCAUGGGCAAUAGAAAAGUUGAGGAACGUUUCUACCACGGAUGACAGAGAAUUUGGAUGGCCCCAUUCCAUCACUAGAAAAGAUGCUGCUGAUUGGCUGUACGAAAGUGCAACAGAUAAAACGUCCAAGGAACCACUAUUGACAACAACUGGAGAAUAUAAGGCUUCUAUAUAUGCUUUAGUCACGUUCGCCACAGUGGGAGACCUUAAACUUGCGGAAAACGUUGCAAGAUAUCUGUUCUACCGCUCGCACAUGUUGGACAGACACCCAGAGCUUGUGUACCCCGCUGUGAAAGCAUUCACCUUAUACGACUCUCUACUGAAAGAUAGACACAGAUCGCUUACCAUCUCACUGGCCACUUCUGGAAUGGAAUUAACCGACACCCUCGAUCUGCGGAAUGAUAAGGCGACCCAAGUUCUACAUCUACCUAGCUUACCCACCAAAGUUUUUGUAUAUGCCACUGGAGCAGGAUGCGCUACUGUACAGGGGAGAGUAAUAUAUUCCACCUAUGCAACGAAGAGCGAUACACCAGUGCUGACCAUAUCCUGUACCAUAGCACAAGAAGUUCCACCCGACAAAAGCUCUAUCAAAAAAAUUGAAGGAAAAUCGCCAGUACUGAAAACUGAAACAUGUUUCAGGUGGAAAGGACAAAUUCCGUCUGGAGUACUCAGAAUGGAGAUCACUCUUUUCUCCGGCUUUGAAUUGGUCCAAACAUCACCUCAGCUCAUAUCUUCUCCAGAAAUCAUGGCUGAAAUGCAACAUGGCUCAAACUCUAACAACAUCUGGUUCAUUUUCGCCAACGUCUCUACUUCCUGCCCAAUAUGCGUGAGGUUCAAAGCUCACAGUACGUUCAUUAUCUCAUCACUUAGACCCUCUUAUGCCAGAAUCUACCCUGUGGGAAGAGAAGAUUUAGCUGCAGACACUUUUUUCCAUACGCAGGACGGAAAUUAUCUUCUGAAUAGCAUAACCGACGAUGACCUCAUCACAUGGUUCGGUAGGAACGGCACUGACGGUCAAGAAUUGAGGGCAAAUCUGCCGAAAGAAUGUUUGCCUUUGACUUCGACUAUUCUUGAUGAAACUACCACGGACACUGUUUCAUCAACUGAACCGAACAAUACAAAAACAAAUGAGGUUGAAAGUAACGACAUACCUUUCCAGCCUAGAAAGAAAGAGGUCUUGAGUAUCGCCACAUAUACCAUCAACGUUGAAAACGGAUCAAUAAAUGGAGAAAGAAAAUUAACGAAGACAGAAGAUGAACAAUCAACCGUAUAUCAUAAAUUCACAACACUUUCUCCGCCCUUACUUCCCAACCCGGAAACUGGAAACAAAGAACAUAUGAUUCAAUCUAACCUCAUACCUGACCUCAUAUUGAAAAAAACGAGCAUACAAUCACAGAAACUAAUUGAGACGAAGACGAUGAACCAAGUGAGUGUAAAUAAGACAAAAUUAGUAGAAAAAGAUAAGAUCUACAUGAAGACUAAUAUAGAUACAACGCAAGAGACAACCACAAAGCCAGUACAAAGAAGUUCCGAACAUGGAUAUCUCCCGAAGUAUGUCAACACCAAUGUUAGAGAAAGUCCAAUAAAAUAUCUGAACUUGAAGAGAACUACAGAGACACCGAAGAUCGUUUUCAUUCCAGAAAUAAAAAAUGACAAGUAUGUACUUUUGGACAAGGAAGAAAUAUGGAGUUUGCUGAAAGAGAUAGUUAAUGAUCCGAAAAAAUUCGAGGGUGGUACAACGUAAUGUCCACGCACCGAGUAUUGAAGUGUUGUGUUUUCACGAACCUUGAUAUUGUUGUAUAUAAGAAGUCCUUCAAAUAUUGGCUAUUGCAAAAAAACGUUUCAGAAGCUCUUUAGAGAACUGUGAGAGUAACAUGAGUAAGUCCAGGAGGGGACUCUGUCAAGUCAAUAUACGUUACUUACUGCAUCGAAGCUCUCUACCUUAUGGGCUACUUUCUAGGGAACCAGAAAAUUUUCUCGAAUCCAAAUUGGUGUGAAAUUCUCUGUAGGCGAUAAGUCAUAUAAAAAUAAGGGUACAUUUUUAUAUGAAAAAUGAAUAGUAGCGAAGUCUCUUUCAAUAUUUUGAGGAUUGCGACCACUAUAUACCUACUCGUUGAAUCAAGAGAACUUUUUCAUCCAGCAUAAGCACUUUUCAUAAUGAUGCUCAUAGUAGACACUUUUCGAUGAAUGUUGUUAAUAUAUGAGUGGAGACGAAGAAAAAUGGAUUUUCAUUUUCAGUUGCACUGAAUAGAGAUUUAUAAGCAAUGCACUAAAUGAGUGAAUUCAAGCUGGAGAAUUUGAAUGAAAACUUUCAUUCAAAAUGCUUCAAAUCGAGAACCUAAUAUAAGUUUAUUUCAAGACAUAUUCUCAAUGAGCUUCAGAUCAUUGAAUUUAAUGAUAUGAUAUCAUACAGCAUGUUAAAACCUCAGCAUCAACAAAUAAGUACACCAAAUACCAUAUUUGAUAUUCAUCGAGAAUUAAUAUAAAAUAACAUAUAACUAUUUUUUGAAUAGGACACAAAAAUUAACUCAUCUAGCUUCAAACUUCCCUUUGUUUUCCGUAUCCCUGUCAUCAAUACGUCCGGAAAAGUCCAUAAUUCAUACCUAUAUUAAAAUUCAAUUCACAUCUCAUAGUUUGGGAAAUCUUUUCUUGAAUAGUAGAGGACACCUGGAGGACCAGGAACAAACACCAUAUGUAGGUUCUGCAUAACUAUUCAGGAUUCUGAUAUGGAGGAUCUCUUUUGAAUUGAAAUGAGAAUUAAAAUCGCUAUAUAUAGCAUGAUGAUAUUAAGGUCGAAAAAUCUACGGCAUGCAGAAAAUUAUUGAAUGCUGGAAAACGAACCCCCACGAACAGAACUUGAAUCGUGGACUUAAUGAUUGCCGGACAGAAGUUUUUGCAAUGGAGCUAUCAAGGUGACGUAGUCGUAGGUCGUAGGUUUUAGACCUGCUAGGGAAGGUGCUUUCUCCGGAAUUCAAUUAUUGUUUGCAUGGUGUAAUUUUUUCAACUCUCAUUCACACAAAGACAUAAAACAAACUUCUAUGCUAUGCAGGUUGUUAUGAAUCGCAUUUUGUUUCUUGAUGAAUACGAUAAUUAAAUUUUUAACUCAUUUCAAAGUCGAUAUAAAUGUCCUAUUUAUCAGCUAUCGAGUUACAUCAGCUAGCGUUUGCUGAACCUGUGCUGAACUGAAUCAAUGAGUAGGGUUAUAUUUCCUCUUGAGGCCUCCUGAACGAAUAUUGUAACAUUGGUACACCUCUUUCUGCUUGGUGAAAAAUUUUGCUGGUUCAAUAUCGAAUGAUUCUUCGAGAAAAUUUACUUCAUCCGCUACGAUUAUUGGGCAUUAGUUUAAGAUCACCCUGUAUGAAAAUUUCAAUCUCAUUUGUAUGAGUGUAGAAGCGUGAGGUGUUCGAUUGUUAAAGAUUGUUAAAUUUAAAGGAACUGUUCCAGAUUUGAAUGGAAAGACUAUUCUCUAAAAGAUACCGACAAUUUCCAUUGCGUAACAUGGAUCUAAUCCAUGUAAGUUAUCCGCCCAAUAGAAUGUAAGUUCAGUGAUUUCAACUCAUUUCAUGUACCGUUAAGAAUAAGCAUACAAAUUUGUGAAUAUACAAAAGAUCAUUCGACAUCUUCUUGAAGCAGCUAAUUUUCAUGUUUUUCAAAGUUCCAAAAAUCUGUCCUUUUCGUAUUUCUGUAUUUCGUAUUCUUUAAGUUUGAACUACUAAGCUUAAGUAUCAGUUAGCUGAACUAAACAUAUGGGUACAUCGAUUUUCCUUUAAUUUAUAAGCCAACCUAUUAUGUAGAACGCUGUGAAUACUGCAAUAUGAUAGAAACGAUAUAUUUUAUUUAUAUUUAACAUUGAAGUUUUUUGCUUUUUUUAGUCCUACGUUGUUGAAACACAUGAAACAUAAUUUCUCAAUACAAUCAAGAAACCAAACAUCGACUAUUCAUUACGAAGUUAUCGUACAGUCUGGUUACUUGUGCCAAAAAAUGGUCAAUUUCGACCCAAAUUAAGUGAGAGCUAGUUGAUUAUUCGAAUAUGAACAGAUUACGAAAUUAUAUAGUAUAAACACAUUAAUCCGCGUUUAUAAUUGGUUGCAAAUGCUUGUUCUAUAUUUUCUUAAGAAUUGCGAUUACAUUCGUGUUAAUGUAGUAGCAUUAGUUACUUUCAACUUUGCAACCAACUAUUAUACAUUUUACAGAGUUUCAGAUCCUGGCUGAUAUUUCAUAUGCUUGAAAGAAAAAAUUUAUGGUUUCAAUAUUUAGAAUUAUUUAUCUGAUGAAAUGCAGAUGCCAUGUGAAUAUGUAGAAUCCUAAUUUCAUUAUAUCAUAAUAACCGAGCACAUUUUUCUCCAUUUUCAUCCUCUCAGUAAGAAAAAACUGCUCACAAAAUAUUAGAAUUUAAGGAAUGCAAUAUUAUUUUACUGUUAAACUUUAAGUCAAAGCUUUCGCUACGUUGAGUAGAUGAAAUUGCCCUAUUAUACAUAAAUAUUAAGUCAUAUCAGUGUU